Molecule: messenger RNA, 859 nt
Organism: Helicoverpa zea (corn earworm)
Lineage: Eukaryota; Metazoa; Arthropoda; Insecta; Lepidoptera; Noctuidae
Exons: 4
Coding region: 179-841 (220 amino acids)
Source: RefSeq, a predicted model, not a curated record
AGUCGUAUAACGGCCAGCGGCCAGUCGAGCCGAGUGCCCGAGUUGCUGUACACGGGUGGUUAAGUGCUAAAGUUGGCUUUCGCCGGAGAAGUAAACAUAAUCGCGCCUAAUUUUUUACUUAGAUUUUUGUACCACAGUCGAGGUGCCUAUGGCUUUUUAAAUCGGGACUGUCGCGAUCAUGGGUUGUACCAGCAGUGCUCCAAAUAUGGUCAGCUCAAGCACGGCAGAGAAAAGCAUCCAAUUUGAAGAAGAAAUGAGCGAUGAAUCAGAAAACCAGUCGAAUGUAGAAGAAAUAAUUUAUAGAGCUGAAAGAAAUUCAAUCGAAAUAAACAAGCUUCCUUCAAGUGAUACAGCAACAGAACAGAGUGCAGAUAUAGUUAGAAAUAGAUCUACUCAUAGUUUAAAAAAUCAAACAGACACCAAAGAAGAUAGAUUUCCUGGUCAUCAAGUUAUGAAUAAAAGCGAAUCAAGUUUGGUGCUAGAAGAAGAACAUCCACCUAAGUUAGAAGAAGUAGUUGAGAAAGUUGUCGAAUUACAUUCUUUAGAAACUGUAAACGAAAUCCAGCCUGUAACAGAAACGACUGUCGAAGACCCGCCAAAUAAAAGUGAUGAUAACAAUAGUUUAAAAGAAAGUCAUGAUACACAGGACAAUGAAGAAAAAAAUGGACCAGCAGAACUAGAUAAACAAAAAGAGGAGCAUCCCGAGGAAGCCACCAGCCCGAGUCAGUCGGAGAGCAGUCGUGCAACUCGAUGGGAAGCUCUUGCUGACAUAGCCGCCGAGCUACCGCCCUCCCUUACAGUUGAUCCUAUUACAGGUCAAAUUUAUGCGCUUUCAAAAUAAAUACGUCCUAUUAUCUAA